This is a messenger RNA of Paramecium tetraurelia, 465 nucleotides long. RefSeq lists its product as uncharacterized. The transcript has a single exon. Lineage: Eukaryota; Ciliophora; Oligohymenophorea; Peniculida; Parameciidae. The record is from RefSeq and is a predicted model, not a curated record.
AUGUUUUUAUGGGAGGCUCAAAAUAGAUAAAAUUUGGAUAGGAUAAUAAAAUAUAAACAUCAUGGCUUAGAAUUAGUGUCAUUACUGAUAAUAUAUUUGCUUGCUAAUAGCAUAAAAAAUGCCUUUGAUUUUUACAUAUUCAAUUCUGAAUCAGGAGAAUACUUGUUAUAUAAGCAACUACAAGUCAAAGGAGGUUAAUCAUCCUUUGACCAUCAUUUCUCAUCUAUUUACCUCAAAUAAUAAUUACUCCUUCUUGUGAAAAUUCGUAAAUACUUGAAUUUAUAAGAUUCACAAAUCCAUUUUGAUCUUCUUAAUAUUUGGAAUGUAUUUUUGAAUAAUCAAUUGAUUUUAAUUCAGGACAAGCAAUCAGAGCAUUUACUUAUGAUGGACAAUGCCUAAUUGCUUUUGAUGAUAACUCAAAUGAAAUAAGAGAAAGAAAGUCCAAAAAGAGAGUAUGAAAAAUGA